This is a messenger RNA of Dioscorea cayenensis subsp. rotundata (Guinea yam), 1616 nucleotides long. Its product is annotated as repetitive proline-rich cell wall protein-like. The record is from RefSeq and is a predicted model, not a curated record. NCBI's taxonomy places the organism in Eukaryota, Viridiplantae, Streptophyta, Magnoliopsida, Dioscoreales, Dioscoreaceae. The coding region runs from base 59 to 1255 and encodes 398 amino acids. The transcript is spliced from 2 exons.
UCCCUAGCUCACAAGCAAAGCACUUCUUUUUUCUCCGGCUGCUUGUUCGGGUUCCAUAAUGGGGACUCUUCCCCGCAAUGCAGCCCGGCUUUUGUUUAUUUGCACGGUAUUGAUCUGCUUCUUUUCUGCUAAUUCUUUCGCUUCGGUGCAAUCUCAAGUUUCCGGAGUGAUUGAAUGCUCGGAUUGCAAAUUGAAGAAAAUCAAGAACGAGCACGCAUUUGCAGGACUUCACGUAGUGAUAAAAUGCAAGGCAACCGAAGGAAAAGACUACGAAACAAAAACAAGCAUCAAACUCGACAAAGAAGGGAAAUUCCAAACAAAACUCGAAGAACAAGAACUGCUCAAAGAAUGCAUUGCACAAAUUCAUUCAGCAAAUAAUGUCCCUUGCAAUGAUCCUUCAAAGAUAAUCUCAAAUGGAAAACACUCAAUGACAACUGCCACAAAGCUUCAAUUCUCAUCAACAACAUGUGUUUCAGCCUUCUUUUGGCAUCCUAUUCCAAGCUGGCCACCUUUACCUCCUCAUCCUUGGCAUAAACCAUUCCCUUUCCCUCCCAAACCUUAUCCCCACCCUCCAUACUACAGUCCACCUGUCUAUCAACCACCUCCAACUCCUGAACCAGUUUACAAACCUCCUCCUUCUCCUACACCAGAAUACAAACCUCCCCCGACUCCGGUCCCUGUCUACAAGCCACCACCAACUCCGGUCCCUGUCUAUAAGCCACCACCAACUCCGGUCCCUGUCUAUAAGCCACCACCAACUCCGGUCCCCGUCUACAAGCCACCACCGGUGCCAGUAUACAAACCACCACCAGUGAAGAAACCAUGCCCACCACCAGUUCCAGUAUACAAACCACCACCAGUGAAGAAGCCAUGCCCACCACCAGUUCCAGUUUACAAACCACCUCCAGUUGAGAAGCCAUGUCCUCCAGUUUAUAACAAACCAUUACCUCCUCCAGUGCCAAAGUACCCUCCUGUUUACAACAAACCAUUGCCUCCUCCAGUGCCAAAGUACCCUCCUGUUUACAAGAAGCCAUUGCCUCCUCCAUUUCCAAAGUACCCACCUAUUUACAAGAAACCAUUGCCACCAUUGCCAAAGUACCCUCCCAUUUACAAGAAGCCAUUGCCUCCAUUGCCAAAAGUACCCUCCCAUUUACAAGAAGCCAUUGCCUCCAUUGCCACCAUUGCCAAAGUACCCUCCCAUUUACAAGAAGCCAUUGCCACCAUUGCCCAAGUUCCCUCCACAUCCCAAGCAUAAGAAGUAUCCUCCUUCUUAUGGUUGGCCUCCAUUGCCACCUUUCUCUUAUCAUCACCCACUGCCUCCACACUCUGGCAACUGAAACUGAUGAUUCUAUAAGACUAGCUACUGCUGGUUUACUGCCUUGGUUAAUUAUGUCUUCUUUAUUAUCUUUUAAAGCUUUUUUUUUAUAUUUUUAUGUUUAUGGUGCAAUAAGGACGUUAAUUGUUUAAUGUCAGCUGUGUGGAGUGGAUCAGGUUUGGCUUGCUUUUGCUGUCAUUUGGAUAUAUAUUUGUAUUCUGAGAUUAUGAUCCAUGUAAAGUACUCACAAGUGCUUCUUCAAUGGCCUUUACAAUAAUUCAAGUUUUAUUAUUUGCUAUUC